AGCUUCUCGUUGUUCUGCUAGUGGCUGAUUACUUGGCGUCAUGUCACAUUUAAUUGUAAUAAUUCCUAAAACUUUACCUGAUGAAGGAAAAUGGCUAUUCGUAAUUGCAGAAAAUUGGAUAGAGAAUGAUAUACUCUUUUUACCAGACAAUUCUUAUUCUGCGGCUCACAAAAUUCAUCUCCUGAAAGGUGGUACUCAUCCAGAUGUUGUAAAUUGGGACAGACGCCAUACUUUCAAAAUCAUAGAUACAUUUGGCACAUAUGAGGAGGCUAGAUUGAAUCUUCCCCGGGUAGAAUCUGGUUUGCCCAUUUUGGAUAAUAACAACACAGGAAGAGGACAACGAGAAAGAAAGAAGAAGAAGCUUACCCUGCCAGGGGAAUCCACAACGGACUUUGAAAGUGAAAAUGAAGUUAUCUCUAAACCCGCUCCACAAUCAGUAGUGAAGGCCAAUAAGCAUUCCAAGAAGUCUCCUAAGAUAACGUCAAGAAAACCACAAUCAUCUUCAACGCCUAUUUUAAUACCACCAGCAGAAACCGUACAACCACAACCAAAUUAUUCUGGAUAUUACAACUUGGGAAUGCCACCAUUUUGGGAGCAUAAUUUGAAUUAUCCAAAUUCUUAUAACCAAAGUUAUACACCACCUCCUGCUUCGUAUGAUUUUCCCAGCCAGCCUAUGGGUAAUAUCUCAAGCAAUGGCAAUUCAUCUCAGUUGGUUGCUCAAACUUAUGUAAUGCAGUCAACCUCUGUUCAGGGAAUGCGUUAUCCAACGCCCGCACCAUCCCCGUCCACUGUACAUGAAUCACCCGUCAGUGCACCUAUCAUCGCUCAGCCAGCGCACCAAAGGUAUCAACAUCAAGGCCUGUCAACCUCUCUUCAGGGAAUACUUUAUCCAACGCCCACACCAUCCCCGUCCACUGUACAUGAAUUUCCCGUCAGUGCACCUAUAAUCCCUCAGUCAGCUCUCCAAAGGUAUCAAAAUCAACAUCCAACCAGUAAUACCAGGGCAAAUGAGCUUGAUGGUCACACAGCUGGGGUUGUUCCAUUACAUGGGAAAGUUGCUCCUAAAAAAGAAAUGUUCAUGUCGGCUCUAGCAAAAAUUAACGACAAACUGUCAGUGAUAGAAAAGUCAAUGAAACCAAUAAGUGAUGAAGAGUCAAGUGACAUUGUUGAUGAAUUUAAUGCUCUUCCUUUGAAGACUUUUGAAGAUUUUGAUAGUUUUGAAAAAAAAAUAAAGAAAGACGAAGAAGUAAGUCAUGUUUUUACUUUAAUAAUCAAAAGUCAUUUUUUUUUUUACUUUUUAGAUGGAAUACGUUCAAUUAAAUCUUUCCUUGAAAUGGAAUACGAAUUGUUCGUUAGGGAAACGAAGCAACAUCUGCGUAACGCAAAGUCCCGUUUUAAUUCCGCGAAAAUUGAUACUCAAUCGGAUGAAGAGUCAGAUGACAAUUAAGAAUUAGUUUUCAUUCAUUUAUACGUCGUCCUGAAACUCACCUUGCCUUCCGUGUGUUCCGUUUUCACGAACAUUUAUUCUUUUGGAUCAAGAAAAGUCUU
Molecule: messenger RNA, 1548 nt
Organism: Daphnia magna
Lineage: Eukaryota; Metazoa; Arthropoda; Branchiopoda; Diplostraca; Daphniidae
Source: RefSeq, a predicted model, not a curated record